Molecule: messenger RNA, 1096 nt
Organism: Elaeis guineensis (African oil palm)
Lineage: Eukaryota; Viridiplantae; Streptophyta; Magnoliopsida; Arecales; Arecaceae
Source: RefSeq, a predicted model, not a curated record
UUGCUUUUCUCGGUGGUUACGUCGUCCGUGCAUUUUCCUCGCCCAAAGUCGGCAAUCCCAGCUUUAUAUAGGACCCAUUCCCUGCAAUUCUUUUCCAUCUAUUCUCCUUCGGUUGUCUUCUUGAAAGGAAGAGUUCCUAGGCCAAUCUCCCAAGAUGCAGAUCUUCGUCAAGACCCUCACCGGCAAGACCAUCACCCUCGAGGUCGAGUCCUCGGACACGAUCGACAACGUUAAGGCCAAGAUCCAGGACAAGGAGGGCAUCCCCCCAGACCAGCAGAGGCUAAUCUUCGCCGGAAAACAGCUUGAAGAUGGCAGGACACUCGCCGAUUACAAUAUCCAGAAGGAGUCCACCCUCCACCUCGUCCUCCGUCUCCGCGGUGGGAUGCAGAUCUUCGUCAAGACCCUCACCGGCAAAACCAUCACCCUGGAGGUCGAGUCCUCGGACACGAUUGACAACGUCAAGGCGAAGAUCCAGGACAAGGAGGGCAUCCCCCCGGACCAGCAGAGGCUCAUCUUCGCCGGGAAACAGCUUGAAGACGGCAGGACCCUCGCCGACUAUAAUAUCCAGAAGGAGUCGACCCUCCACUUGGUGCUCCGCCUUAGGGGAGGGAUGCAAAUCUUCGUGAAGACUCUCACGGGUAAGACGAUCACCCUCGAGGUGGAGAGCUCGGACACUAUUGACAACGUGAAGGCGAAGAUCCAGGAUAAGGAGGGGAUUCCGCCGGACCAGCAGAGGCUGAUCUUCGCCGGGAAGCAACUGGAGGACGGGAGGACUCUCGCGGAUUACAAUAUCCAAAAGGAGUCUACCCUCCACCUGGUGCUCCGCCUCCGUGGUGGGAUGUGAAUUCUCAGCCGUUGAUCCGGUGUAGUCCUGGUGCCGUUCGCGUCUGUCAUGUGUCCGUGGUUUGUCGUGUGCGUCUCUCGUUUGUGUGGUGUCGUUGGCCGGCUUAAUGUGGUCGGCUCAAGUCGUCUCCUUUGUUUUCGUCUCCGUCCAUUUUCUGUUUGGUGUUGCCAAGAAAUAAUGCCAGGACUAAAUUGAAGCUUGUAAACUGUUUUGCGCCUAUAUUAUAAGAGAGAAGAAUUUAUUUGGCGUAAA